This is a messenger RNA of Menidia menidia (Atlantic silverside), 189 nucleotides long. NCBI's taxonomy places the organism in Eukaryota, Metazoa, Chordata, Actinopteri, Atheriniformes, Atherinopsidae. The record is from the annotation of a GenBank genome assembly.
AUGGACAGUCUCGGCAGCCGUUGUAAGAUCGUGGUGGUCGGAGACACGCAAUGUGGGAAAACGGCGCUCCUGCACGUUUUUGCCAAAGACUGCUUUCCAGAGAACUACGUGCCCACAGUUUUCGAGAACUACACCGCCAGUUUCGAGAUAGACAAGCACCGGAUUGAGCUGAAUAUGUGGGACACAUCA